Mandrillus leucophaeus (drill) is the source of this 7617-nucleotide messenger RNA. It is a transcript of the gene DLC1, whose product is annotated as DLC1 Rho GTPase activating protein. Gene Ontology annotation, cellular component: membrane raft; focal adhesion. Lineage: Eukaryota; Metazoa; Chordata; Mammalia; Primates; Cercopithecidae. The coding region runs from base 465 to 5216 and encodes 1583 amino acids. Gene Ontology annotation, molecular function: GTPase activator activity; protein binding; lipid binding. Gene Ontology annotation, biological process: regulation of Rho protein signal transduction; signal transduction; actin cytoskeleton organization. The record is from RefSeq and is a predicted model, not a curated record. The transcript is spliced from 20 exons.
AGCCUUUCUCGCAUGCACACUCCUCAGAGGCAGGAAAUACUUUCCAGGCAAUCUGGGCCUGGUUGUGGAGGCCCCUUUUGCAAAACCUCAGUCUGAAUUUAGUAGACAGAAGUCACUAGGAAUGCCUUGACAGAAUCCUGCCUUAGCUAAGGCUCCCUCCAGCUGCAGAGGGUGUUUUCGUUAGAAUCACACACUGCGUGAAACUGCUCAGAAUAGAGCCAUGAUCUCAACCACGAAAUGGGAACUUAGAUUUUGGAGAAACCAACGGGGACGGACUUCUUUCCUAGCCUGAGUGUUGAGCAGUGUCAUGCCUUGGCGUUUCAGCUCCUCGUUGUCUAGGUGGUGAAAUGACAGAACUCAUUCCUUUCUUUGAUUGGUGAUUUUGAAAUAAUCUUUCAUCAAGUUUCAUCUCCUUUACCCUCAUAUGGAAUAUAUCUCUAUGUCUGUUGUUAAACUACGAUGACAUGUCUGUAGCUAUCAGAAAGAGAAGCUGGGAAGAACAUGUGACCCACUGGAUGGGACAGCCUUUUAAUUCUGAUGAUUAUAACACAGCAUGUCAUCAUGGACUUGUAGCUGACAGCUUGCAGGCAAGUAUGGAAAAAGAUGCAACUCUAAAUGUGGACCGCAAAGAAAAGUGUGUUUCACUACCUGAUUGCUGUCAUGGAUCAGAGCUGAGAGAUUUUCCUGGGAGGCCAAUGGGUCACCUGUCAAAGGAUGUGGAUGAAAAUGACAGCCAUGAAGGUGAAGAUCAGUUUCUUUCCCUGGAAGCCAGCACAGAAACACUAGUGCAUGUUUCUGAUGAGGAUACCAAUUCUGAUUUAUGCCUUACAGAUGAUAAACAGGUUUUGAAUACCCACGGGCAUAAAACAUCAGGGCAACAUAUGAUCGAAGGAGCAGGCUCCUUAGAAAAGGCACUGCCCAUCAUAAAAAGUAACCAAGUUUCUUUUAACUCCUGGGGAAUGGCUGAUAAAACUGAAUUAGCACUGGUAAAAGAAAGUGGGGAGAGAAAAGUUGCUGACUCUAUAAAUAAAAGCCUGGAGCUUUGCAAUGAAAUAGUUUUAAGUGAAAUAAAAGAUGCACCCAAAGUAAAUGUAGUUGAUACUUUGAAUGUGAAAGAUAUUGCACCUGAGAAACAAUUGCUUAAUUCUGCUGUAAUUGCUCAGCAACGAAGGAAACCUGACUUCCCUAAAGAUGAAAAUGAAAGAAGCACCUGCAAUGUAGUACAAGAUGAGUUCUUGGAUAUUCCUUGUACAAACAGAGGACUGCCAUUAUUAAAAACAGAUUUUGGAAGCUGCCUUCUGCAGCCUCCUUCCUGUCUAAAUGGAAUGUCAGCUGAAAAUGGCCGGGAGAAGAGUGGUUUUUCACAACAUCAAAACAAAAGUCCACCAAAGGUCAAGGCAGAAGAUGGCAUGCAGUGUUUACACUUAAAGGAGACCCUGGCCACCCAGGAACCCACAGAUAACCAAGUCAGACUUCGUAAGAGAAAGGAAAUAAGAGAAGAUCGAGAUAGGGCGCGGCUGGACUCCAUGGUGCUGCUGAUUAUGAAACUGGACCAGCUUGAUCAGGACAUAGAGAAUGCCCUCAGCACCAGCUCCUCUCCGUCGGGCACACCAAUGAACCUGCGGCGGCACGUUCCUGAUCUGGAAUCAGGAUCUGAAAGUGGAGCAGACACCAUUUCAGUAAAUCAGACACAAGUAAAUUUGCCUUCUAACACUGAGUCCACGGACCUCCCAUCUUCCACCCCAGUGGCCAAUUCUGGAACCAAACCCAAGACUACGGCUAUUCCAGGUAUUUCAGAGAAGGAAAAGGCUGAAAUUGAAGCCAAGGAAGCUUGUGACUGGCUACGGGCAACUGGUUUCCCCCAGUAUGCACAGCUUUAUGAAGAUUUCCUGUUCCCCAUCGAUAUUUCCUUGGUCAAGAGGGAGCAUGAUUUUUUGGACAGAGAUGCCAUUGAGGCUCUAUGCAGGCGUCUAAAUACUUUAAACAAAUGUGCGGUGAUGAAGCUAGAAAUUAGUCCUCAUCGGAAACGAAGUGACGAUUCAGACGAGGAUGAGCCUUGUGCCAUCAGUGGCAAGUGGACUUUCCAAAGGGACAGCAAGAGAUGGUCCCGGCUUGAAGAGUUUGAUGUCUUUUCUCCAAAACAAGACCCAGUCCCUGGGUCCCCAGACGACUCCCACCCGCAAGACGGCGCCAGCCCCGGAGGCACGCUGAUGGACCGCGGCGAGCGCCAGGAGGUGUCUUCGGUCCGCAGCCUCAGCAGCACUGGCAGCCUCGCCAGCCACGCGCCCCCCAGCGAGGAUGCUGCCACCCCCCGGACUAACUCCGUCAUCAGCGUUUGCUCCUCCAGCAACUUGGCAGGCAAUGACGACUCUUUCGGCAGCCUGCCGUCUCCCAAGGAACUGUCCAGCUUCAGCUUCAGCAUGAAAGGCCACGAAAAAACUGCCAAGUCCAAGACGCGCAGUCUGCUGAAACGGAUGGAGAGCCUGAAGCUCAAAGGCUCCCACCACAGCAAGCACAAAGCGCCUUCAAAGCUGGGGUUGAUCAUCAGCGGGCCCAUCCUGCAAGAGGGGGUGGAUGAGGAGAAGCUGAAGCAGCUCAACUGCGUGGAGAUCUCCGCCCUCAACGGCAACCGCAUCAACGUCCCCAUGGUACGAAAGAGGAGCGUUUCCAACUCCACGCAGACCAGCAGCAGCAGCAGCCAGUCGGAGACCAGCAGCGCGGUCAGCACGCCCAGCCCUGUUACCAGGACCCGGAGCCUCAGUGCCUGCAACAAGCGGGUGGGCAUGUACUUAGAGGGCUUCGAUCCUUUCAAUCAGUCAACAUUUAACAACGUGAUGGAACAGAACUUUAAGAACCGCGAGAGCUACCCAGAGGACACGGUGUUCUACAUCCCUGAAGAUCACAAGCCUGGCACUUUCCCCAAAGCUCUCACCAAUGGCAGUUUCUCCCCCUCGGGGAAUAACGGCUCUGUGAACUGGAGGACGGGAAGCUUCCACGGCCCUGGCCACAUCAGCCUCAGGAGGGAAAACAGCAGCGACAACCCCAAGGAACUGAAGAGGCGCAAUUCUUCCAGCUCCAUGAGCAGCCGCCUGAGCAUCUAUGACAACGUGCCGGGCUCCAUCCUCUACUCCAGUUCAGGGGACCUGGCAGAUCUGGAGAAUGAGGACAUCUUCCCCGAGCUGGACGACAUCCUCUACCACGUGAAGGGGAUGCAGCGGAUAGUCAAUCAGUGGUCGGAGAAGUUUUCUGAUGAGGGAGAUUCGGACUCAGCCCUGGACUCGGUCUCUCCCUGCCCAUCCUCUCCAAAACAGAUACACCUGGAUGUGGACAACGACCGAACCACACCCAGCGACCUGGACAGCACAGGCAACUCCCUGAAUGAACCGGAAGAGCCCUCUGACAUCCCGGAAAGGAGGGAUUCUGGGGUUGGGGCUUCCCUAACCAGGUCCAACAGGCACCGACUGAGAUGGCACAGUUUCCAGAGCUCACAUCGGCCAAGCCUCAACUCUGUAUCACUACAGAUUAACUGCCAGUCUGUGGCCCAGAUGAACCUGCUCCAGUGGAGUCUUAGGAAAUUAUCAGCGUGGAUUCUCGGUGGGGAUCGUAAUGUGUUCUUUUCACAUUCCGCCGUCGGGCUUUUCUCCCCCGACAAAGCGAGCAUUAUGCACACUUAUAGCCUAGCCACCAUAUUAGCACAGAUCUGGAGCCCACAGGGUUUACCUGCAGAAGUGGACAAGUGUAGACAGACAAGUGAACAUGUCUCCCCCGACACCACCAUCUCUGUGUUCUUUAACAGGGCCGUGCCCAAGUUCAUGAAGAGGAUCAAGGUUCCAGACUACAAGGACCGGAGUGUGUUCGGGGUCCCACUGACGGUCAACGUGCAGCGCACAGGACAGCCGUUGCCUCAGAGCAUCCAGCAGGCCAUGCGAUACCUCCGGAACCAUUGUUUGGAUCAGGUUGGGCUCUUCAGAAAAUCGGGGGUCAAGUCCCGGAUUCAGGCUCUGCGCCAGAUGAAUGAAGGUGCGGUAGACUGUGUCAACUACGAAGGACAGUCUGCUUAUGACGUGGCAGACAUGCUGAAGCAGUAUUUUCGAGAUCUUCCUGAGCCACUAAUGACGAACAAACUCUCGGAAACCUUUCUACAGAUCUACCAAUAUGUGCCCAAGGACCAGCGCCUGCAGGCCAUCAAGGCUGCCAUCAUGCUGCUGCCUGACGAGAACCGGGAGGUUCUGCAGACCCUGCUUUACUUCUUGAGCGAUGUCACAGCAGCCGUAAAAGAAAACCAGAUGACCCCAACCAACCUGGCCGUGUGCUUAGCGCCUUCCCUCUUCCAUCUCAACACCCUGAAGAGAGAGAAUUCCUCUCCCAGGGUAAUGCAAAGAAAACAAAAUUUGGGCAAACCAGAUCAGAAAGAUUUGAAUGAAAACCUAGCUGCCACUCAAGGGCUGGCCCAUAUGAUCGCCGAGUGCAAGAAGCUUUUCCAGGUUCCCGAGGAAAUGAGCCGAUGUCGUAAUUCCUAUACUGAACAAGAGCUGAAGCCCCUAACUCUGGAGGCACUCGGGCACCUGGGAAAUGAUGACUCAGCUGACUACCAACACUUCCUCCAGGACUGUGUGGAUGGCCUGUUUAAAGAAGUCAAAGAGAAGUUUAAAGGCUGGGUCAGCUACUCCACUUCGGAGCAGGCUGAGCUGUCCUAUAAGAAGGUGAGCGAAGGACCCCCUCUGAGGCUUUGGAGGUCAACCAUUGAAGUCCCUGCUGUGCCAGAGGAAAUCUUAAAGCGCCUACUUAAAGAACAGCACCUCUGGGAUGUAGACCUGUUGGAUUCAAAAGUGAUUGAAAUUCUGGACAGCCAAACUGAAAUUUACCAAUAUGUCCAAAACAGUAUGGCACCUCAUCCUGCUCGAGACUACGUUGUUUUAAGGACCUGGAGGACUAAUUUACCCAAAGGAGCGUGUGCCCUUUUACUAACCUCCGUGGAUCACGAUCGGGCUCCUGUGGUGGGUGUGAGGGUUAAUGUACUCUUGUCCAGGUAUUUGAUUGAACCCUGUGGGCCAGGAAAAUCCAAACUCACCUACAUGUGCAGAGCUGACUUAAGGGGCCACAUGCCAGAGUGGUACACAAAAUCUUUUGGACAUUUGUGUGCAGCUGAAGUUGUAAAGAUCCGGGAUUCCUUCAGUAACCAGAACACUGAAACCAAAGACACCAAAUCUAGGUGAUCACUGAAGCAAAGCAGCCGCUUCCACCACCAGGGUGUUUGUUUCUAGAACCUUGGCCAGUCCUUGAAGAAUGGGUUCUGUGUCUAAUCCUGAAACAAAGAAAACUACGUGCUGGAGUGUAGGAAUUGACUAUAGCAAUUUGAUACAUUUUUAAAGCUGCUUCCUGUUUGUUGAGGGUCUGUAUUCAUAGACCUUGACUGGAAUAUGUAAGACUGUGCAAAAAAAAUGUAUUUGUAUUCUUAUUCAAAUUGCUUCUGAGAAGCAAAACUCUUUAAAUACAUUAUGGAAGAUAAUGAAGAUACUUCAUUCUCUCGUGAUAUCGGUGUAUGCGUACCUGUGUCGCUUUAUUUGCAGUGUGUUGAGGGACUGGUGUAUCCACUGGAAUAGCUGGUACUCUUUGACGUGUUUUCUCACCAAGAUGAGCAAAGAAAGGUUUGCACAGAGGAGUGUGAAUGUGUGUUUGUUGCUGGUUGAAUGGCAAUAGAUGUCUAAGAUGGAUUCAGUGUCUGGCACACUGAGACACCUCCAAGAAGGAGAUUGAUGCGUCAGGUUCAGUUUAACCUGGAAUAUCUGACUACCCGUGAAUCCACCCAGAAAGGGGGCCCAACACCCUUGUCCGUUUAUGCUUUGUUGGUUUUUUUCCAAGUUACUAAGCAUAUUCCUUCUCCACCAACCUCUUUUGUACUUUGAUUGUAAUAGAUUGGCUCUGACACCCAUUUCCAAUGCAGUUUCUUUUUAGACCUGAUUGCAAGUAGUGAUGUAGUUUUAACCAGUAUGGAUUAGUUCAGGGAUGAACUACUCCCUCUGACCUUACUGGCUCUGAUCCACAGGGUUUUGUUUUGUUUAAGUUGAGAUGUAAAAACUGAACGUGAUAACACUUACUCUUAAAUCAAGCAUCAAAACUUUUUCCCUGUUAGAAUUCUUUGCAUUUUUGUGUUUGUAACAGAAACGCUUUAAGACACUAUGUUUGGGAAUGUAGGAAACUGUGUGGCCCAAGGAAAUCCCUGUAAAUUUAACCCACCUACGAAAGGCUUUUUCCCCCGCCUUUGGUUGUUAACAGCAUUCCCGAAAGCCACAUGUGUUUAUUAAUUGGGUUUGUUCUUAUCAAUAGGUUUUCUGGUUUUAUGACUUUUUGUCUUAUUUUAUUUUUCCUACAUUUCUUUCUUUUUUUUCCUUUAGAAUGCCCUUGAAAUAUAUUUAAGUGGUAAUGAAAAAUAGGAAUCAUAGUAAAAAACAACAAGAAAACCAACUCAAACCAGUGAAGUUUUUUAGAAGGGUGGUCUUUAUUCAGGUUUUACUGUAAUGGUAAGGAUUGACUCAAGAGACAGUAUUAGUAAAUUUAUUUUGUAUGGAUCAAAAGUGAAUAAUGUAUGAAUGAGAGUUGUAAGAAGGAUUUUUAUUUUGUUAUAAUGUAGUUACCAUUUUCAGUGUUAUUUCAAAGGUUCUUUGAAGAAUUUCGGGGCAGGGGGUCAGAUUAGAGUUUUAAAAUUUGAGUAUUUUGGAUAUCAGUGUUCCUCAUGAAGAUAUACUUGGAUAUUCAAUUUUGAUGGCUUCCAGAUUUGUAAGAUUGUAUGUUGUAUAUACCAUUCUAUUAAGAAACAUGUCCACUGUGCUUUCAAACAUAGAUAAAGCAUGAUAAAGAUUAUUAUUUAAGAUAUACUUGUAUUUAUACCUCAGAUAUUCUUUUGGGUUUUGUACCUCAAGGCUUUUUUCUCCUUAUUGUAAAUACACUUUACGUGAAUACAGUCUAAGUGAAGAAAAUAAAUAAAAGGAAGAGGUUUAUAACUUGCUCUAUAUCUGUACAGAAUAUAAUCAAUAAGUGCACUAUUAAAUGUUUAAGGGAAAAGUCUGGGCUGCCUUCCUUAAUAUUGCAUCUCACUCCCACCCUUAAAACCACAUAUUGCAAAGCAUAGCAUUUUAGCAUCAGCUACAAUCAAAAGAGUGAUUUGCUGAAGGAAAAAUCGGACUGCAAAUCAUUCCAAGGCCAAACUGCAACUGAGCCACCCACUCCCAACAGGAAACCCUGGUGAAGGUUCAGGAAGCACGGAGAUUCUCUCCAAACAAAGGUCCAGUUAGGAAACGACGCUGAGAGGAUGACAAGAACGUGCAACAGCAGAAAGAUGCUCGCAAGCAGAGUUAGGCUCGCCGACGAAUACCACAAAAGGUCUCUUUCCCACUAUUUAAUUUGACAAAAGAAAAAUUUGAAGGAUAUGAACAUUUUCAAGAACUCUGCUGAGGUCAAUUAGAGCGCCAUCACAACUUAUUUGUGUGACUAAUUGUCUAGAUUGUAAGCUUUUUGAGGGCAGGGCUCGUCUCCUACACAUCUUUAUAAUCCCCUGCAGCAGCUUUCAGUAUUUUGUACUUGUAGGCACCUAAUAAAUUUAUUAUUUGCUAAACUGAA